Molecule: messenger RNA, 907 nt
Organism: Ooceraea biroi (clonal raider ant)
Lineage: Eukaryota; Metazoa; Arthropoda; Insecta; Hymenoptera; Formicidae
Source: RefSeq, a predicted model, not a curated record
UUAACAACGCAGUUGGAGGUUGUAUUGACUGACUUGAGCAACAAAAUACCCUAUUUGCGGCAAGUUUUUCGGCCAGAAUAUGCUCCGUAUCUGAACACAAUUGCAGCAAUAUUGCUUGGAUGGUUAUUUGUGUCUUGGAUAUUUCAUUUAAUCUGGAUAUUAUUUACUCCGUUGAUAUUAAGUGCUAUUGCCAUAGCACUAAUGUGUCCAUCGACAAGCAAAUGGUGUUUUCAGCAAUUGGCAAUAAAUUUGGAAGAGAUAAUGAAUGAUUUUAUCCAUAAAUUUCAAACAUCUCGAUAAUGACAUCGAUGAAAUCUGAUUUAACUUUAUUUCUAAAUUAUUUAAAUAUCUAUUUCUAUGCACUUAUAUCAGAAAUUGUCAUUUAUUUACUGCAAAACUAUUAAUAAAUUAAAUAGGUAUUUUUAAUAUUUGCAGAAAAUAUACAUAAGUUAUAAAAUUAACUAAAAAUUGCAAAAUUUAAAUAAUUAAAUUUUUAUAUAAACUAUAUUUAAUAAUAUGUAACGUUUUGCAGAACACCUUCAAGUUCUUUAUCUAACGACCUGAACUUGCCGUGAAAAUGAAAUGAAACGUUUCGAAAAAUUACGCUUAAUCUUGAAUUUGACAAUUUCUAAAGUUUUCAAGCACAUGAUCAGAAAAAUUGCGUGUGUAAAUAUGUGUCAUGGUGAAGAAGAAUUAUACGAGAAAGAAAACAUAUGACAGAAAAAUUACGGAAAUGGGAGUGCAGAAUUCGAAACGGUGAGUAACUCAAGAUUAUUAUUACUUAGUACCUAAUUGAAGAGAGAUAGACUUUUUUAUUAUAUUGCUAAAACAAUUUCACAUAUUUAUUGAAAUUGAUAAUAUAUUUACAAUAUUUAGAAAAGUUAAAAAACGAUUCCACAAUCAAAUA